AUGUGUAAGGAGAAGCUGAAGGAUCUAGUCUCCAUUCCCUGUGGACACAGAUACUGCAGACAGUGCAUCUGUAAAUGGGACUGGUCUGAAUUAGUUCAAGUCCAACAGGCAGAGUUCAGUCCUGCUAACACAGAGCACUGCUACACUGGACCUGGAGAUGUGGCCUGUGAUUUCUGCACUGGGAGGAAGCUGAGAGCUGUGAAGUCCUGUCUGACCUGCCCUGCCUCCCUCUGUGAGAACCAUGUCAGGCUUCACUACACAAUACCAGCACUGCAGAGACACACACUGGUGGAGGUGACUGGAGACCUGGAGCAGAGACUCUGUCAGCAGCACCACAGAGCUUUGGAGGUGUUCUGUAAGACUGACCAGACACUCAUCUGUAAAGUUUGUGCAGUGGAGGAGCACCAAGGCCACAGCAAACUCUACAGAGAGCUCUCUACUUUACCAGAUACAUUGAGCUUUCUCAAGCUUAUGCUUGAGAACAUGAAGACAGAAGAUUUCAAAACCUUUAAAAGAGAACUGGAUAAGGAUUAUCCAGAAUGCUUAGGGGGAAAGGUGGAGAAUCUAGAUAAAUCUGCUCUGGUUGAGAGGAUGCUGGAAAGCUUUGGAGGAGAGGGAUCAUGGAGGAUAAUAUUCAAUUUCAAGGGUGCAGCAAAUGUUUUUGGAAAAGUUAAAGAAGCCAACAAAACAAACCUACGAAAGAAGUUCCAACAAACAUCUGAAAGAGGAAAACUGGCUUUUUUCAGUGAGAUCUACACAGAGCUCUACAUCACAGAGGGUGGAAGUGGAGAGGUUAAUAAAGAACAUGAGGUCAGACAGAUUGAAAUGACCUCCAAGACACAAACUGCUCAAGAGACUCCAAUCAAAUUCAGUGACAUAUUCAAAACACUUCCUGGACAAAGAAUACAUAUCAGAACAGUGCUGACAAAGGGGGUAGCUGGAAUUGGAAAAACAUUCUCUGUGCAGAAGUUCAUUCUCGACUGGGCUGAAGGAAAAGUCAAUCAAGAUAUCACAGUCAUAGUCCCUCUACCUUUCAGGGAUCUUAAUCUGAAGAAAGAGAAAUACAGUCUCAUCCAGCUACUUCAUCACUAUGCUCCAGAACUGAAAGACAUUAAAGACAUUGAAAACGAGAAACUCAAGUUGCUCCUCAUUUUUGAUGGUUUGGAUGAAUGUCAAUUUCCUCUAGAUUUUAAGAACAAUGAGCUUUGCUGUGAUGUAACAAAAUCAACCUCAGUGGAUGUGCUGCUGACAAACCUCAUCAAGGGGAAUCUACUUCCCUCUGCUCUCCUCUGGAUAACCUCCCGACCAGUGGCAGCCAAUCAGAUCCCUCUUGAAUGUAUCAACCAUGUUACAGAGAUCCAUGGAUUUAAUGACUCUCAGAAGGAGGAGUACUUCAGGAAGCGAAUCAAUGAUCAAAACCUGGCCAACAGCAUCAUCAAGCAUAUCAAGUCAUCAAGGAGCCUCUACAUCAUGUGCCACAUUCCAGUCUUCUGUUGGCUUUCAGCUACUGUACUGGAGAAUAUGAUGAAUGAUGCAGGCACUGGUGAGAUCCCCAAAACUCUGACUGAGAUGUACACACACUUCCUACUCAUUCAAAUCAGUCUGAAGAAUAAGAAGUAUCAUGGAGCCAGAGUAGAAAACCCAAAGAAACUGUCUGAAUCAGACAAAGAGAUGAUUCUGAAACUGGGAAAACUGGCUUUCCAACAGCUGAAAAGGAGCAAUCUGAUAUUCUAUGAAGAGGACCUGAGAAAAUGUGGCAUUGAUGUGAAUAAAGCUUCAGAGUACUCUUCAGUGUGCACAGAGAUCUUUAGAGAGGAGUUGGGAUUGUACAGGGAGAAGGUUUUCUGUUUUGUACAUCUGAGCAUCCAGGAGCAUCUUGCUGCAGUGUAUGCACACUUUAUGUUUGUGAAUGAGAAAAAAAAUGUUCUUCAAACAGAAGGUCCAGGACUUGAAGGAGAUCGGUUAAAGGUACUACACCAGAGUGCAGUGAUCAAAGCCUUGCAGAGUAAGAAUGGUCACCUGGACCUUUUCCUCCGUUUCCUUCUUGGUCUUUCAUUGGAGUCCAAUCAGAUUCUUCUACAAGAUCUCACCACAGGAAGCAGUGACACAUGGCGGAGAAGCUUUAGAAGUACACUGAUGUUCAUUAAAGAGAAGAUCAGAGAGGAAUCAUCACCAGAGAGGAUCAUCAAUCUCUUCCACUGUCUGAAUGAGCUGAAUGACAACUCUCUAGUGGAGGAAAUCCAGACUUCCUUCAGAUCAGGAACCCUCUUACAUGAUGAUCUGGAACCGGGGCAGUGUUCUGCUUUGGCCUAUAUGUUCCUGAUAUCAGAGGAGGUGCUGGAUGAGUUUGAUCUGAAAAUGUACAAAACAUCAGCAGCAGGUCAGCAAAGGCUGCUCCCAGUACUGAGGACCUGCAGGAAGGCCAGAAUCACAACGCUACUAAAAAAUAGGAGUUCAGUGAACUCACCCUUGAAAGAGCUGGAUCUCAGCUGCAACAGCUUGGCAGAUUCAGGAGUGAAGCUGCUCUGUGUUGGACUGAUGAGUCCCCACUGCAACCUACAGAAACUGGGACUGAAUGGAUGUAGUCUCACACCGACCUGCUGUGUACAUCUGGCCUCAGUCCUGAGAUCCCCUCACUCUAAUCUGAGAGAACUGGAGCUGAGAGACAAUGAUCUAUGGGAUUCAGGAGUUAAACAGCUCUCUGGUGGUCUCAAGGAUCCACACUGUAAAAUACAGAUACUGGGGUUAUCAGGCUGUCUAAUCACAGAGGAAGGCUGUGCUUCUCUUGCCUCAGCUCUGAGUUCAAACCCCUCACACCUGAGAGAGCUGGAUCUCAGCUACAAUCAUCCAGGCACUUUAGGAAAGACGUACCUUUCUGCUUUACAGAGGGGUCGACAGUGUAAACUGGAGAAAUUAGAACUGGACCAUGCUGGAGAGUGCAGAGUGAAACCUGGACUAAGGAAAUAUGCCUGUCAGCUCACACUGGACCAGCGUUCAACACAGAGAAAGCUUACUCUGUCUGAGGGGAGCAGGGUGGGGACAUGGACUUUAGCAGAGCAGUCAUAUCCUGAUCAUCCUGACAGAUCUAAGACCCAUCCCCAAAUUCUGUGUAGAGAGGCUCUGACUGAACGCUGUUACUGGAAGGUAGAGUGGACUGGGAAAAGUGUUUUUAUAGGGGCUGCUUACAAAAAUGUCAACAAGAAUCAAUCAUUUGGUCUGCUUACACAAUGGAACAGAUUCUCUUUUUGGCAGAAUGGAAGAAGAACAGCUGAACUCUCUCCUCCUCAUCCCUAUAACAGUGUAGGGGUGUAUCUAGACUGGGAUGCUGGCAUCCUGUCCUUCUAUAGAGUCUUCAACGAAACAUUAACUCACCUGCACACAUUCUACACCACAUUCACUGAGCCCCUGUAUGCAGGGUUUACGAUUUAUGGUGACUCUGAAGUGACCCUGUGUGAGGUAGAAUAG
This is a messenger RNA of Chanos chanos (milkfish), 3465 nucleotides long. Its product is annotated as NACHT, LRR and PYD domains-containing protein 3-like. The transcript has 10 exons. The coding region runs from base 1 to 3465 and encodes 1154 amino acids. The record is from RefSeq and is a predicted model, not a curated record. NCBI's taxonomy places the organism in Eukaryota, Metazoa, Chordata, Actinopteri, Gonorynchiformes, Chanidae. Gene Ontology annotation, molecular function: zinc ion binding; protein binding.